AUGUCUAUACUCAAAACCACAUCACUGAGAGCUAGCCUCCACACUGUGCGCGGAUGCCUGUUCCCACCACUUUCGAGGUUCGCAAGCACCCAGCGCACUGUGCUAGACGGGUUGACAGAUGAACAAAUAGAGUUCCAGGCUGCUGUGUCUGAUUUCGCACAGAAGGAAAUUGCCCCUCGAGCGUCCGAGAUUGACAAGACAAAUAAUUUUCCAAUGGAUUUAUGGAGGAAGUUUGGCGACAUGGGCUUGCUCGGAAUUACCAUAUCCGAGGAAUAUGGUGGGAUUAACUCCGGUUAUCUACAACACACUCUCGUUAUGGAGGAGAUAUCUCGAGCAUCCGGGUCUGUGGCCCUCUCAUAUGGCGCCCAUUCCAAUCUUUGUGUGAACCAAAUUCACCGGCAUGGGACUCCCGCCCAAAAACAGAAAUAUCUGCCAGAUCUCGUCUCAGGACGUAAAGUUGGUGCACUGGCAAUGAGUGAAACCGGAAGCGGCAGCGAUGUGGUCAGUAUGCAGCUAAAAGCCGAGAGACAGGAGGGACGAUGGGUGCUCAAUGGGAAUAAAUUUUGGAUUACGAAUGGGCCGAUAGCAGAUACACUUGUUGUUUACGCCAAAACAGAACCUGAGAAGGGUUCAAAGGGGAUAACAGCAUUCAUUAUUGAGAAAGACUUCCCUGGAUUCUCAACGCAUCAAAAACUCGAUAAGUUUGGGAUGAGAGGAAGUGAUACUUGUGAGCUGGUCUUUGAAAACUGCGAGGUUCCAGAAGAGAGCGUAUUGGGCAAAUUGAACGGAGGUGCGGCCGUGCUCAUGAGUGGCCUUGACCUUGAGCGUCUCGUUCUGAGCGGCGGUCCACUUGGACUCAUGCAAGCUGCCUUCGACAUAACACUCGACUACGUGCAUGAGCGAAAGCAAUUCAACAAGGCUGUAGGGACUUUCCAGCUCAUGCAGGGCAAGAUUGCGGAUAUGUAUACUAAGCUGAGUGCGAGCAGAGCUUACGUGUAUGCGGUUGGCAGAGCAUGCGAUGCUGGAAACAUCAGCCGUCGGGAUUGUGCAGGGGCUAUUCUCUACUCUAGUGAUCGCUCCGUUGAAGUUGCCAUAGAUGCAAUGCAAUCCUUGGGCGGCAAUGGAUAUAUCAAUGAUUACCCCACCGGGAGAAUACUACGGGAUGCCCGGUUAUACUGUGUAGGAGCCGGGACACAAGAGAUCAGACGAAUGUUAAUAGGCCGGGAGUUCAACUCGGACUACGGAAUAAAGGACCAAUAA
Messenger RNA from Cantharellus anzutake, 1260 nucleotides. RefSeq names its product acyl-CoA dehydrogenase NM domain-like protein. Gene Ontology annotation, biological process: L-leucine catabolic process. The transcript is spliced from 12 exons. Gene Ontology annotation, molecular function: flavin adenine dinucleotide binding; 3-methylbutanoyl-CoA dehydrogenase activity. The record is from RefSeq and is a predicted model, not a curated record. The coding region runs from base 1 to 1260 and encodes 419 amino acids. Lineage: Eukaryota; Fungi; Basidiomycota; Agaricomycetes; Cantharellales; Hydnaceae.